Messenger RNA from Cooperia oncophora, 345 nucleotides. NCBI's taxonomy places the organism in Eukaryota, Metazoa, Nematoda, Chromadorea, Rhabditida, Trichostrongylidae. The record is from the annotation of a GenBank genome assembly.
AUGCUGAGGGGAAUAGCGUCUGGUAUGAAGUACUUGACAGACAAGGGAUAUGUGCACAGGAGGCUCACUUGUAAAAUUGCCGACUUUGGACUGUCACGUGGUGUUGACGACUCUGCUGAACAGGAAUACACCACCAAUGGCGGAAAGAUCCCGGUCCGCUGGACGUCACCCGAAGCCAUUACCCAUAGGAAAUUCACGGCGGCAUCUGAUGUGUGGAGCUUUGGUGUGCUUGUCUGGGAAGUGUGCUCGUUCGGAGAACGGCCAUAUUGGGAUUGGACAAACCAGAAGGUGAUUAGCGAGAUUAUGCUCGGCUAUCGUCUGCCGCCCCAAUGGACUGUCCAGUAG